Zingiber officinale is the source of this 2385-nucleotide messenger RNA. RefSeq lists its product as uncharacterized. The record is from RefSeq and is a predicted model, not a curated record. NCBI's taxonomy places the organism in Eukaryota, Viridiplantae, Streptophyta, Magnoliopsida, Zingiberales, Zingiberaceae. The coding region runs from base 1 to 2238 and encodes 745 amino acids. The transcript has 4 exons. Gene Ontology annotation, molecular function: helicase activity.
AUGUCCGACUCAGAAGGCCAUGGCAGCCUAGCAGACCAAAUCUUCUCAUGGUCCCUGGAAGAUGUGCUCAACCCAGAUUUCUUCAGGGACAAGGUGGAGAGAAUUCCCAUGACCUUCGAUACUGUCAAGAACUAUUUGAGCUCCUUUACCUAUCCACUCUUGGAAGAACUACGCGAAGAAAUGAGCUCUAACCUCCAAACCCUGUCUCGUGCUCCUUUUGUCAAAAUAGAGCGUCUCGAGUGCAGAAAUCGCGCAGAACAUAUAUACUUCAUGGUUGUUGACCCGCCGGCUGAUGAAACCAGAAGUGCAAGUGACUAUAAGCCGUGCAAAGGUGACAUUCUUAUCUUAUCAAAGAGUAGGCCAAUAGAUGGGUAUAUUCCAAAGACGGACCGGGAUUCAUAUUGCCUUCUUGAGGUAGUUAAGGACGAAUUUCAAUUGCUGAAACCUCAAUGUUCUAUAGUUAGAGCUUCAGAGGACAUCGAGGCUUCGAUAGAUAUCACUAAUUGCGAAGGAACAAAAAACCUUUUUGUGAUUUGUGUGUUGACCACCAUAACAUACUCUCGGAUCUGGAAUGCGUUGAAUUUUAAGCUUGCACAGAGUAGGAAUAUUGGUCUUUUUCACAAGGUGUUAGAUUUUGACCCAGAGGAUGACAUGGGUAGCGUUUCAUUUGCCUCCAAGCCUGAUGUUGCUGGUAUCCAAAACAUUGAUAUUGGAUUGAGUAUAAGCAAGUUGUCAUUGAAUGAGUCUCAGACCAAUGCCAUACUGAGUUGCUUACCGUCUAAUGAAUGUCGCAUUGAUCAUCCAUCCAUAAGCCUUAUUUGGGGGCCUCCUGGUACUGGAAAGACCAAAACAAUCAGUGGUUUAGUGUGGUUAUUAGAUCAACUGAGAUGUAGAACACUUAUUUGCGCGACUACCAAUAAUGCUGUGACACAAGUAGCAUCGCGCUUCUUGAAGCUACUGAAAGAAUCCUCUGGGACCAGAUCAUGCCGUUUAGGAGAUGUGGUUUUGUUUGGCAAUGAAAAAAGGUUAAAAUUUGGUGAUGAUCUACUAGAUGUGUUUCUCAAAUACAGAGCAGAUAGGCUAAAAGGGUGCUUUGGAUUACAAACUGGCUGGAAAGAUUGCCUUAGAUCAUUACUAAAUUUCUUUGAACGUGCUGCAUUUUUGUACAAAAAUUAUUUGGAUGAAAAGAAAAUUGAGGAUGAGAAGGCCAAGAAUUUAAAUGAUAUAAAGGAUAGCAAAGGCGAUCGAAGAAUUACAAAUGCUGAGAAUCCACCAAGUAAGAGUGAGGUGACUUUUCUAUCAUUUGUUAGGCAAAAAUUUGCAUCUCUUUUAAAGAAAUCUGGAGAGUGUUUCAAUACCUUGUGUGUUCAUAUGCCAGCAGCUGCUUUGUCGAAUUCUUGCUGUGAGCACAUAAAGGAUCUUCUUCGCUCGCUUGAAUGCUUUAACACUUUUCUCUCAAAGAACAAUGCAGGCAAUAAUCUUGAGAAAAUAUUUGGAUCCAGUCUGUCUUUUUCUCAAAAUAACAAUUUAUUUGGUAGCAACACCAAUACCUUUAUCAUGCUACUUAAGAUGAAAAGACAUUGUUGUGAUGAAAUAAAAUUACUCGAGCGGUCGUUACAUCUACCAUCACUCUCUGACAAGCUUAGCAUCAUGGAUUUCUGCUUGGAAACGGCCAACAUCAUUUUCUGUACAGCAUCAACGUCUGCCAAGAUGCACAAAUUGGAUUUAAAGAAACCAUUUAAGAUUGUUAUUAUUGAUGAAGCUGCACAGAUAAAAGAAUGUGAAUCAUUAGUACCCAUGCAGAUCCCUUCUAUAAGCCAUGUUGUUCUUGUUGGUGAUGAAUGUCAAUUGCCUGCUCUUGUCAAAAGCAAGGUCUCAGAAAAUGCAAUGUUUGGUAGGAGUCUAUUUGAAAGAUUGAGUAAAUUAGGAUUCAAGAAACACCUUCUGAAUGUGCAGUAUCGCAUGCAUCCAUCUAUCAGCUUGUUUCCUCUUGAAAAAUUCUAUAACUCCAAAGUAAUCAAUGGGCCAAAUGUCAUUAAGGAGGACUACACAAGAAGAUUUCUUCAUGGAAAGAUGUUUGGAUCCUACUCCUUCAUUAAUAUUGUAGAUGGAACCGAGAGUUUUGACAACUUUAGUCACAGUAAGAAAAACGACAUGGAAGUUGUUGUUAUCUUGCAAAUUCUUAGAAACCUUCGUACAGGUAUGUGUUGUGGUUUCACAUCACUGACUAUCAAUUAGCUAGCUUUAUAUACUUCAUAGUGUUUACAGUAGCUUAAUAAUCUCGAAAUACAACAAACUGUUCAACUUUGCUUUUAGCUUGAAAUUAUUAUUACUUUUUACAUUCCUUUUCUCCCUAGUCUUCUGUUGAUUAAUCCUCCCUUUUAU